Mizuhopecten yessoensis (Yesso scallop) is the source of this 4666-nucleotide messenger RNA. RefSeq lists its product as uncharacterized. Gene Ontology annotation, molecular function: RNA polymerase II cis-regulatory region sequence-specific DNA binding; DNA-binding transcription factor activity. The record is from RefSeq and is a predicted model, not a curated record. Lineage: Eukaryota; Metazoa; Mollusca; Bivalvia; Pectinida; Pectinidae. Gene Ontology annotation, biological process: regulation of transcription by RNA polymerase II. The transcript has 5 exons. Bases 926 to 3838 code for a protein of 970 amino acids.
GCUUCCUGCGUGGGAGGGUGAACGAAAUUUGAAACACUUUGAACUGAGCAACUUACGUUAAAUUGGUGUGGACAUAUUUUCUUAUUGUGUUCAGUCGAAGAUGGAUUCAAGUUGAUCAAUGCGAGACUAUAUAGGAGCACGGACACACUGUUUAUGUGUGUGUUCGUGUCCAGUUUGUGUGCCUACCGACAGACCUAAGUUUUAGAAGUUUGUGUUCGCCGAUCAGCUGAUUUACUAUCGGAGGCCGCCCCCGCUUUCUUGGGAUUAUUUACAUCGAGUGUUUACUAGUUGAAUACCAACAGGUGAGAUAUGUAGUUUCCAGAGGAGUCUGACAGCUGUGACAGGGUUACUAAGGGGUGCGAUAGGAGACUGGUACCCUGUCCUUACAAGGCUGUGACAGGGUUACUAAGGGGUGCGAUAGGAGACUGGUACCCUGUCCUUACAAGGCUGUGACAGGGUUACUAAGGGGUGCGAUAGGAGACUGGUACCCUGUCCUUACAAGGCUGUGACAGGGUUACUAAGGGGUGCGAUAGGAGACUGGUACCCUGUCCUUACAAGGCUGUGACAGGGUUACUAAGGGGUGCGAUAGGAGACUGGUACCCUGUCCUUACAAGGCUGUGACAGGGUUACUAAGGGGUGCGAUAGGAGACUGGUACCCUGUACAAGGCUCCCGUACACGACAGUACUAUACAAGUCACUAUGGAUGGUAGGGACCUACUGAUGUCGGUUGCUGACCUGGAUUACGUAGCUUCACUCAGAUAAUGUGCCUUUUUGUCAUCACAUGCAAUACCCAUACCCACCACCAACUGCCUUCCGCUGUAUAUAGUGUAGGUGUUUGUCGUCAUCAUCCUGUGGAGUUUACAUGAAGACCGGGGAGCUGGAGAUCCAUGGCUUCCCCAGAUAAGUCACUGGCAGUGUGGUCAACAUGAGAAGCUUGAAUGACCAUGACGAGAUGGCCGUUGGAAAUCCGGUGCCUCCCUCUACUGUAGCCACACUGGACAAAGUUGCCAUGAUGCUUAGUAGUGGUACCGGCCCCAAUAAUGGGGAUGAGCCUCGGCGGCCUCUUAUCAAACAGGAGGCUGUGGAUGUGGAGGACAACUCCUCACGCUCUGGGCAAUACCUAGGGAUCAACCCUAUCAGCGGGGAGCUACCCAAACAGCACAGUGACCCCGGCCUCCGCACAGCUAGGGAAGGCAGUUUUGAGGCAGAGACCUCCCAUUGGAGUUAUUUCCAACGGAAAGAGUAUGAAACAUUUCGUGAACAAAAGUCAGUAAUAGAACGUUAUAAUGUUGAGACUUAUUCCUCACAGUGGCAAGCCAAUGUAGACCACAAAACCGUACUAAGGAUGCCCCACAAUGUCAGUGCUCCCAGUUUAUUGCUUCAGACCCAGGAGGAACGGAGAUAUGAGUAUCGUAAAAAGAUGUUUGAGAAAGAAACAACAAAUGUUAGUCAUCCUGUUUUCUCCCAGAUACGACCACAGCACAGUGAAGAAAGCUUCCGCGGUCAUUAUUCAGACAUCAGUGGGUCUGAGGACAGUCCAAGUAGUCGAGAGGCUUCCCCAUAUACCAAGGACUUUGCUAGCCACUGUGUACAGGGCGACACUGGCUCAUAUGAUGAAAUCCCGCGAGAGGAAAAAAGAAUCAUUCACCAACCAACAAGUAUUGUCAUAACAAGUGAUGACGAUUGUGUGACAACAGUCAAAAGUGAUGCAGACUUGUCUCCCUUAACAGAGGAAGGCAGAGCCCGCAGUAAACACUUAUAUCCUGGUAACUUCAAAAAGUUUUUACACGCAAGGUACUUAAAGAGCCAGAUACACAGUGGAUCGUCCUCAUCAACAGACACAUCCCUGGACCACUCCCAGGAUAGGUCAGACACCUCUCUCGGGACGGCCUCACCAGAUCUCCAGUCUUUUGAGACCAGCCUUGAGGUACCUGAAACAGCAGUGUCUCCUUCACUGUCUUUUGAGGCCAAAUCACCAGAAGUGACUUCGGAAACUAGUGACGACGGAGACGUGUUCAUGGGGCCUUCAGGGAAGCAGCCUUCAACCCAGAAACGCACAAAACCCCAAUCACUACCUCAGGGUGGUAGUGGUGAACCUCUUGAUCUCACAAACACUCCGUCUUUCCGAGGACCGAUUCCCACGCCUCGAAUAUUUCCCCCUGACUCAGGUUUGUCUACCAGUGAUCCUGAUCUCAUGAGCCCGUCAGCAGCCAAGCAGCAAUUCUCUCCAUAUGUGCACCGCUCGUCAGGGGUGCUCACACCUCACUACAUAUCGUCUGCUCAAUCCUCUCCCUUGUGUUCUGUCCCAGAGGGAGGCCAUGUGUUUAACUUCAACCUGCCCAGUCCUUUUGAAGGAUUCUAUUCGGACCCUGAACUUCUGUCACCUAGUCCCAUGUCACCUGGACUUCACUUUGCAUUCCCACCUCGUGCUACUAUGGUUACGUCUAUGUCAGAACUCACUCGCCUUGCAGUGUCGCCACGUGCCUAUUAUCCUAAUCAGCCAUUGAAAGUACCAAGCCAAAAACUAUCAACUAGUCCUGUCGGCAAAAUGGAAGUAAAUGAAUCUCAGAGCCUUGAAGGAAGACGGACUGUGUCUGAUUCUGAUGCCUAUUUGUGUCCAGUAUGUACGCAAGUAUUUCCAUCCUAUGAUAAUUUAGCUAAGCACAUGGCAAAGCAUCUGCCAACAGAGACGGUACGCCAGGCUGAUAAUAAUAAAGUGCAUUACUGUAAGGUGUGUAACCGCUGUUUUUCACGCAGUGACAUGCUCACACGACACAUGAGGCUGCACACGGGACUGAAGCCCUACGAAUGUACUGACUGCGGCCAGGUGUUCAGUCGUAGUGACCACCUGAACACACAUAAACGUACACAUACAGGAGAGAAACCCUACAGGUGUCCGCAGUGUCCAUAUGCUGCAUGUCGUCGGGACAUGAUCACCAGACAUAUGCGCACACAUGCUAAGAGAUCUGCAAAGCGAGGAAAGUAUCUUUCAGUACCAGAACGGGAAGGUGAUGUACGUAAAAGUUCAGUUUCUAGUACAGAUACGACUGAUUCCCAGGAGCAAUCGAUGAGGACAUAUUCUGCCUCUAGUGCGGACAGUUUAGAUUUGGAUAGUACUGGUUCAAAGCUAUCUGUGAGUCGCGGAGACAGUGGUGAACGUUUCUCGGUAAGUAGAGGAGACAGUGGAGAAUGGUCUCCAUAUCCAAUAAGUAGGGGUGACAGUGGUGAGCGAUUUUCCAUUAGUCGAGGUGAUAGUGGUGACCGGCAGCUUCCUGUUAGUCGUGGAGACAGUAGUGAGCGAGUGUUCCCAGGGUACAGUGAACGGUCAUUUUCGGUUAGUCCGAGCGAGGGAGGGGAAAAAUCAUUCCCAGUAAGUCGUGGUGAUAGUGGAGAUCUACAGUUCCCCAUCAGUCGCGGGGACAGUGGCGACAUGGAUUCCAAGGGUCGUCCGUGGACAAAUACCAGUACAGAUAGUACAGUGUUUGAGGAUAUAAGUCAGGGGCUGGAGAAAAGUCACAAGCUCAAACUGCUCCAUCUCCAUCGCGAAGCUGCUACUAUCGACCCUAACUACGGCUAUCGCAAGAUGCGCAACUGGUCGACUGCGAGUUUUGAGAGUAUAGAUUCAGAGGAUGGUAAAUCACGGCCAGAGUCAUUCGCAGAGGACACCCUGUUUGAGUAUGAACAUACGGGUGAGAUGGGGAGGUAUGGUGACAGUCCUUCUGCUGCUAUGGAGAGGCUACAGAAGUGUAGGAUCAGUACCGAUGCUAGUAUAGACCAGCAUCAGUUACCGACCUCAGAUAGGGAAGGAAACGGGGGCAGCAAAGAUCAAGGGAUGUAACUCUUAGAAUUUUUAAGAUCUUUUUAAUGCCUUUUUUAUUUGUACCCAGAUAUUGUCAACAGUAAUUUUUGUUAUUGUUGGUGAUAAGACAUUUGUUGUUAUUUAUAGUUAUGGACAUUGACUGUUGUAUAAUCAGUGUUUUAUAUCACAAAUAUUUUAAAACAUGCACAAUGAAAAUUGAUCUUAACUAAUAUAUAUGUGGAUUGGACAUUCCCAAUGUAUACAUGUCCUCUGUGCCUAAAUAGUCACAAGUGAAUGUGAGGUAAAAUGUCAACUUGUCCAUGUAACACUUCCCUACAGCGUACAGAAAGACAAACUUCAGAAUCCGAGUCUCGGAAGAAAUGAAGUAUCCCUGUAGUUACCCUGCAGAAUGUGUUAGCUUAGCUUAUCAGAUUGUAAUAAUUUGUGUUUAAAUCCAACCUAUACAACCUAGAUCUUACAGAAAAAAAUCCUAAGUCUAGGAAUAGAUUUGAAUUUUCUGAUUAGUCAUCUUGACCUUUGACCUUACCUUUGUGCCAAUUUUAAGCCAGAACAGUUCAAGUUGGGAUAUAUGCUCCAUAUAACCUAGGAUUAAAGUUUGUUAUUUGGAAACCGUUUCUUGAGUAUAACUCGCUAAUAUCUAAGAUUUCCCAUCAUCCCAACAUGGCAAGCUUUGACUAUUUGAAGAUGAAGAAUGUGGGACCUAGCUUCCCUGUGUUCUGUUGUUAACUAGUCCACAGAGAUUGGUCUGGACUUGAUGUAAUCCACACUACUGUACUAUAAGCUUGAUUCCCGUCAAAUACCUACUGGCUGUAUCUAAAUCAGAUCUUUUAUAGUUACAAGGGAGAU